Molecule: messenger RNA, 3795 nt
Organism: Schistosoma spindalis
Lineage: Eukaryota; Metazoa; Platyhelminthes; Trematoda; Strigeidida; Schistosomatidae
Source: the annotation of a GenBank genome assembly
AGUUGACUGAUGUAAGCUGUGCGCCCUUCAACAACCUCAUUCAUGGACUUUGUUGUGAUUCACGGGUUCAUCCUGCAUUUAGUACGGAACGAACAGAAGUACUGCAUCUCAAAAAGAUGGGCAUAUAUUAAGCACGAUAGUCUUUUUAUCUUUCCGAAUCAUUUAAACCGUAAGAACUGCCUUAAAAUUUUUCUCAAUCAUUGUGGUGUUUCUGUAUCAUAUCAAGAAGAUGAUACGCCCUGGAUAACAGUAAGGUGGUGUUUUCCAUGAAUUGUUUCAGAUCACAGAAAACUCUGGAGCUACAUAUUAUCUUAGACCAGAAGCAGAGAAAACUUUUCAAAGCUGGCUUACUGCUAUUUACAAAACGUCUAAAAAGUAUUCUUCUUUUUCUCAACAUCUUACCAAUUGUGAAAUUUAAGUUGCAAAUCACAGGCAGUAGGGCUUACUAUGGAGUGCCGACCACAUUUCACAGAUCAACACUUGUCCAACUCACCAGAACAGAAAAUCCUGGCUUCGAAAAGAAUAAAUGAAAAAAGAAGUCUGGAUCAUUUAGGCCCUGAAUAUUCCAACAUUUAUCAAUCUGAUAACAAUGAACUCAAUGCUCAACCAUCACUGAAUUCAGCAGUUCAACCUAUCAACAGUAAUUAUUUGAAUAGAGAUUUAGAAAUGAUUCAUUCAAGGCAGAAAAAUAUUAAAAAUGUUAGUGAAAAUACAUUGAGAAGUAAAAAUGUACAAGUUGAAUAUAAACCAAGUGAAGAUAAACCACCACCUAGACCACCAAGAAAUCCACAUGUAUUACACACUGUUAAAGAACAUGCAAAUAUGCGUGAUGAUGAGAUUGUUGAAACAAAAGCUUUGACAAAUGUAAAACACCGAUAUCCUGUUACUGGUUUGGCUAAACGAAUGAGUAUUGCUGCAUCAGAUCUUUUAGGUAAAUCGCGUGAUGAUCUCAUUUUGUUGCUUCUUCAAUUAAAUCGUGAAAAAGCCAAUCUAAAAAGAUGGUAUGAGUAUUUCACUUAUCAAAUCGAUCAAAUUCAAUUGGUAAAAGGAAAUACAAAAGAAGCAAAAUCAGAUAUAGCUGUAAUUCAGUCUGAAUUGAAUGAUGUAAUUGGCCAGUUGAAAUUAUCAGAUCCAUUAAUUAAGUUUCUUGAUAAUAUGAUCCGUAUGGGUGAUGUUUAUGGUGGUGAUGAUGUAUUGUUUGCUAGUGAAUACCGAAGACAUCUAUUACCCUCUCAUGAGAUUGUUCCAUCAAAACCAAGUUUAGAGUUUGCUCGUAACAUUGAAGAACGUGAAAUAGCUCGUGUUCUAAAUAAUUCAUUACGUCAUUCUCUACAUCGUACAAGUCCUUUAUCUGAUGGAAAUCAUUUCAGUCAACCAAUAACACCUAUUUCAUCAUCGCCAUCAUUACCAUCAUCAUCACCUUUCAAUAACUUAAAUACAUCUAUUGUACCGAAAUUAGAUAAUAUGCCUGAACCGGUAGAAAUUCGUUUACAACGAAAACGUUUGGAACAAGAAUUAGCUAAUAUUGAAAAUCUAUGUGCUCCACAUCAGUUAAUCCAUAGAAAAUUGAAGGAUACACAAAAAUCAAUUCGAUUAACUGAACGAAAUAAAUUAUCUACAGAACAAUCAAAUAAAUUUAAUUCCAAAGGACCAUCAGCUACUUUAUUACGUAGAUUACAUCAAGAUAGUAUAUAUAAUCGUCAGUCAAAAUCUGCUAAUAAUUCAAUUAGACGUAAAUUAACUGGAUCUGAUUAUGCUGAAUUCUAUGGUGAUGUAUAUAAACGUCCCAAUACUGCAUUUGACCAUUAUUCACAAUCAUCAAUAAAAAAUAAAUCAUACAAUAUUCAUCAUAAAUAUCAUUAUGAUGAUGGUGACAAUGAUGAAGUAGUGGGAGAUAAAGAUGGAAUUAAAACAUUUCGAAGUAUCCCAGAAAAUUUAAAUUUAUUUCCAAACGAUUCAUUAUUUAUGAAAAAUACAUUAAAACCAUUACAAGAUGAAAGGCAUAAACCAUUGAAUUUUAGUAAUCCACCAAUUCGAUCAAGAUCUUAUUCUGAGAAACCAAUAUCAUCGAUAAAGACAACACUAAUCAAUAAUCCUUUAAGAAAAUCAUUUGAAUUAUCUUCAAAAUAUUCUCAUGAUGAUAUGGAAGAUGAAGAUCAUUAUGAAAAUAAUCAAAGAAUUUGUAAUGAAUUACGAAAGAAAUCUUUUCAUCAAGAAUAUUCUACAAAUAAAGUGAAUCAAAUCAAUGAAUGGAAUUAUGAUUUAUCAGAACAAAAGACGUUGAAUCAUAUAAAACCAUCUCAUGAUAUAGAUCAUCUUCAAUUUAAGCCAAAUAUGUUGUCCUCCGAUUAUUCAAAGUAUUCUGCAUUUGAAAAAGAUUCAAGCAACUUAAAAUAUAGAAAUUAUAAUCAUAAUAUUAGACAAAAAUUCGAUGAUUUGCUUGAGAAUAUUGAUUUCACAACAGAUCCGGGUCAUUUCAAUCAAGGUGAUCUGUAUAGAAAUAAUGAUGUUUCACCAAAGAAACUUAACAGAAACGAAUUUGGAAGGAACGAAGUAUCCAAAGGUUCAUUUUUUGAACAACCAAUUACCAUUGAUAAAAGCUCAAUGAACAAACCAUCUUUGUCAUCUCUAGAUACUCGUGGACAAAAUCCCGACGCUAUAUAUGCUAAUCUUUCUAGACCCUCAAUUCAAGAAACUGAAUUAUCCAAUGGAAUACAUCCAUCCAAUAAUAAUAAUAAUUACUAUUAUAAUUCUAAAAGAGGGACAAUAAUAUCAAAUUGUUCUUCGAUUAUGGAACAAAAUAAAAUACAACCAAUUAAAAAGUCAUUAUUACCACAAACAAAUACAAUGACAAAUAAAUAUAAAUUGAAUUUAUAUGAUUCUUCAAGACGAUCAUCUUUAAAUCAAGACAAUAUCAAUUCAGCUGGAUCUCUUGAAAGUAUGUUCACUACUCAAGAUCAAAAUACACCUGAUGAAUAUUUCAUUGCUACACCAAGAUCAUCAUCACGUAAAGAUUUUGGCAAAAAUAGUGAUAUUGAAAAUGCUGAUGAAAUUAUUAUACCAAGAAAGAAAGAAGAUAAAAUCAAUUCAUUAAGAAAUGUUCUACUACGACAAAGUUUAACAGAUUCAUCAGUUUACAAUCAAACUGAUGAUCGUUUAUAUAAUGGGAAUCAAUUACAAGAAACAAAUACUGUUAUAGCUGAACGAGUUCGAUUAAUGACAAUUAAACAACAAUUAGCUAAAGAAGCAGCUAGUACAAGUGCACGUCUUAAUGCACGUGAACAUCAAUCUACUUAUAAUAAUGUAUCUGGGUAAAAGAAUAUUUUAAAAUAACAUUCAAAUACAAUAGAACUUUCAAAACCCAAUAACAUAUCAUAGUCUUCUUUUUGUUUUUUUUUGUGUGUGUUUUUUUUGUUCUUUUUUUUAUUGAAAGAAAGUUGUUUUGUAUCGAAUUUCUUUGUUCUGUUGAUUUUUCUUUAGUUUCUAUGCCGAAAAAAAAACAAAAAAAAAAACAGUUAUCAGGUUACAUUAUAAUACUAUCAAAACAAACAUCGUCUUCUUUUUUCUACCUCAUAUUCAUUUGGUUUUAAUCUUUUUAUUAGUCUCAAUUAUUUAUUUAUUUUGACUCUAUUAUCAACGCAUUUCAAUUUGAUAAUUAAUAAAUUGUUAAUAUAUAAUAUGAGAAUAUUUUUUGUCGAUUAUUUAGUAUUACUUGAAAGUAGUAUAAUCUAAAUAAAGUAAUAUAUUUAUCUGAAAAGGGGGUUUUGUGGAGAUUUUAGUAAUUUCAAUAGUUGA